CGAGCUCUGAGCUCAAUUAUUCCUUCCAAUUAUUCUUUCAUGUAUUGACAAGUUUGUAUCAUUUUUUUUCGAUUUUUUGUGAAUAUUUUAUUUACACACAACUCAUUUAAACUGCAGCCUAUCACAAUCCACAAAACCCAUAUAUAUUUUUAUACUAUAUACCAUACGGUCCAUACCUUUGUGGAAGUGAUCAGCUUCAACUUUGGAGCAGAAUUCAACUUGUUAUUUGCUUUUCAUCAUCUUACAUUCCACUUUAGUCAUUAAAGUCUGCUAACGAAUGGAUGGCUGUAAUGUUUUCCCCGAGAAGGAAGUUGGAGCUGGUCUAGAUGCCUUCGUCGAGGAACAAUAUGCUUCUCUAUCUAAAUUAUAUAAAGAAUUCACAAGCAUGUCUACCAUUGACAAAGCAUGGACCUUUAAGUCUUCCAAUGGGCAGGGGUGUCAUACUAUGUUUUCACUUAGCCAGCCAAAUCUUUUAGCCAAUAAGAAAAAGAAGCUUAUGUUGUCAAGUGUUAUCUCUGAAGAUUCUGGUGGUGGUCUAGAUGUUUCAUGGGCACCAUUUCCAGUUGAAGUUACGGGUGCAUCUCUGAUGGCUCCGUCACCAUCGGGCUCAAAACUUCUCGUAGUACGAAAUCCGGAUGAUGAUUCACCUACUAAGUUUGAAAUUUGGGGGUCAUUGCAGUUAGAGAAGGAAAUUCAUAUUCCCCAAUCUAUGCAUGGUUGUGUGUAUGCAGAUGGAUGGUUUGAGGGAAUUUCAUGGAGCUCUGAUGAAACGCACAUUGCAUAUGUUGCAGAAAAGCCAACUCUAUCCAGAACAACAUUUAAUGAUAUGGGUUAUAAAAAAGACGGAAGUUCCACGGAUAAGGAUUUUAGUAGCUGGAAAGGUCAAGGGGAUUGGGAAGAGGACUGGGGUGAAUCCUAUUCUGGGAAAAGGCAGCCUGCUUUGUUUGUCAUUAAUAUCAGAAGUGGAAAUGUUCGUGCUGUAGAUGGAAUCGAGAAAUCUAUGAGUGUUGGACAAGUGGUAUGGGCUCCAACAACAAAAGGGGUACAUCAAUAUCUGGUCUUCGUUGGGUGGCCAUCAGACUAUAGGAAGCUUGGGAUGAAAUAUUGUACAAAUAGACCUUGUGCCUUGUAUGCUGUAAGGGCUCCAUUGUUUGGAUCGGCAACUAGUGAACUUGAGACAAGAGAGAAUGCGGAAGAUGCAUCAUUGAUAAAUAUGAGUCAGGGCAUAAGUAGUGGUUUCUUCCCACGAUUCACGCCAGAUGGGAAGUUUCUUGUAUUUUUAUCUGCCAAAAGUGCUGUAGACUCUGGGGCACAUAACGCUACAAAUUCUCUUCAUAGAACUGAAUGGAAAAGUGAAGGGCAACCAAGUCCUGCCAAGAUUGUUAAUGUGGUUCCUGUUGUGAUGUGUCCCGAGGAUGGUUGCUUCCCCGGGAUCUACGGUUUUGACAUGCUUACCAUGCCCUGGCUUUCAGAUGGAUCUACAAUGAUAUUAUCUUCCAUUUGGGGCAGCACUGAAGUAAUUAUAUCAAUAAAUGUGCUAAGUGGGAAAGUUUCAAGAAUCACUCCUAGUGAUUCAAAUCAUUCGUGGAGUUUACUUACACUUGUUGGCAACAACAUCCUUGCUGUAUGUAGCAGCCCUAUAAACAUCCCUCAAAUCAAAUAUGGUACUACCCUAACCAAGGAAGAAUCCGAAGAUGUUGUUUGGCGUUGGCUAGAUGUCUCACGCCCUAUAUCCAAAUGUCAAGAGGAAGAGAACCUUUUACUGUCUGCUCUCCAAUAUGAUAUAUUGAAGAUACCUGUCAAGAGUGACCCUGAGAACCACACGAAAGGUGCCUGCAAACCUUUUGAAGCAAUAUUUGUAUCUUCAAAGACGAAGCAAGAUGUUUGUGACCCACUGGUUGUAAUCCUUCAUGGAGGCCCACAAGAUGUUUCACUAACGAGCUUCUCAAAGUCCUCAGCUUUUCUUGCUUCAAUUGGCUUUAGCUUGUUAAUUGUGAACUAUAGAGGCUCACUUGGAUUUGGCGAGGAAGCACUACAAUCACUUCCGGGAAAAGUCGGAUCACAGGAUGUAAACGACGUCCUUACAGCUAUAGAUCAUGUCAUUAACAUGGGGCUUGCAGACCCAUCGAAAAUAACGGUGGUGGGUUUGUCACAUGGUGGUUUUUUAGCUUGUCACUUGAUCGGUCAGGCGCCAGAUAAAUUUACUGCUGCUGUUGCGAGGAACCCUGUUUGUAAUCUUGGUUUAAUGGCUGGUACAUCAGAUAUACCAGAUUGGUGCUUUGUGGAGGCAUUCGGAAAUGAGGGGAUUUCUAACUAUACAGAAGCCCCUUCACCAGAACUCCUCUCAUUAUUUCAUGAAAAGUCUCCAAUUUCACAUGUUCAAAAGGUGAAAACUCCUACUCUAUUCCUUUUAAGUGCUAAAGAUCUCCGUGUCCCGAUUACAAACGGAUUGCAAGAAAACGAAGUUCCGGUGAAAGUGAUCAUUUUUCUUGAAGAUAUACAUCCCAUUAAUAGACCACAAUCAGAUUUUGAAAGCUUUGUUAACAUAGGAAUUUGGUUCAAGAAGUAUUGUAAGUAAUACAUCAGUUUGGACUAGAGAAUCAAUCUAUAUAUGUAAGUUGUUUUUCCAAAUGUCUGGUGUAAAUGAGGCCAAUUCCAAAUCUGUUGGUUUAUUAAUCUAUUCUGUACAACAGUACCUUUAAUUAUUCAGAAUUACACUUGCUGAAGCAACACUUUAACAAAAGUUCGGUGGCCUCCAUAGACAAGGAGUAGUGUAUGUAGCAAUGUUUAAUAGGAUAACUGUUGUAUGUCAAUCUAACCAAAACACACACAUGUAGUUUCUUGUUAUAUGUUUUCUUGUUAAUUACUAUAUACUUUGCUUCGUGUAGUUCAAUACAA
This is a messenger RNA of Erigeron canadensis, 2898 nucleotides long. Its product is annotated as acylamino-acid-releasing enzyme. NCBI's taxonomy places the organism in Eukaryota, Viridiplantae, Streptophyta, Magnoliopsida, Asterales, Asteraceae. The transcript is spliced from 18 exons. The record is from RefSeq and is a predicted model, not a curated record. Gene Ontology annotation, biological process: proteolysis. Bases 278 to 2578 code for a protein of 766 amino acids. Gene Ontology annotation, molecular function: serine-type endopeptidase activity.